UAGAACUCGUUUCAGUACGGACUGUUUUUGCCUAUGCACACAGGACAGACAGGCUACUUGCCGUUGUGAAAACAUUUAUCGGUAUCGAUGAGGUUUCUCUCGUUAAUUGUCGCUUCGUGUAGCGAAACAACCGCCUGGGAAACUCGCUGGAAGUGAAGGAGGGGACCGUGGGAGUUGACUUUAGGCGGAAAUGGUCGAGUGGAGUCCGAUAGCGAAGGCGUACGAGCCGCUGAAAGCUGGCAGCAUCGAUGGCACGGACGUGGAGCCCCAUGACCGGGCUGUGUGGAGGGCUAUGGUCGCCCGCUAUAAGCCCAACAAAGGCGUUAUUGGAGACCCACUGCUCACCUUGUUUGUGGCCCGUCUGAACCCCCAGACGACGGAGGAAAGACUGCACCAAGUGUUCUCCAAGUACGGAGACAUCCAGCGGCUCCGGCUGGUCCGGGACAUCGUCACCGGCUUCUCCAAGAGAUACGCCUUCAUUGAGUACAAGGAGGAGCGGGCUGUUGUCCGGGCCCGACGGGACGCCAACAAGCUUGUGGUGGACCAGCAUGAAUUGUUUGUGGAUUUUGAACAGGAGAGGACCCUCAAAGGAUGGGUCCCCCGGCGGCUCGGCGGCGGGCAGGGGGGGAAGAAAGAGUCCGGACAGCUGCGGUUCGGCGGCAGGGACAGGCCUUUCCGGAAACCUAUUAACCUCGGGGUCGGUCCUGUGCAGGAACGAGGAACAGGGAGGACCGGGACCGACACAGGGAGGCUGACUGGGGCAGCAGAGGGAGGAGAGAUGAGCGGGACAGGGGUAGAGAGAGGGAGGACCGCAAACACCGAGACAGGAGCAGGCACCGGGACCGGAGGUGAAGCCCUGGAUAGGACUCCAAAGUAGUGCUCUCACCCGGUCCAAAGGACGUGUGUGACCGAUCCACAGUCAGCAGCCUGCCUCAGAUGGAGGGACUGUUAGGGGCUUGUGGUUGAUCAGAUUGUACUUUAUUACAGUUGUUGGAUGCCAACCUGGAGCAGCAACUUUCAGCUGGUACUCUGGAGUAUUUCAGAGGAAAAAUCUGACUGCUUUUGUAGUGUAAAAAAAAUAUUUAUUUUUUAUUUCUCCUUUUUCAUAAGUGAGACUAUUAACUUUCUCUCUUCUGAACUACAUGGUAACAUUUCCUAAAAUGGACAAUUAAACGAUGUAGUCUCUCUAUGUAACACAUGUUUUUACUGAUGAAGAUUUUUGGAGCGUCAUACUUGGUAAAAGGCCACUCAUGCAACAUUGAGAGUAUACACAGGGGAAGAAAAGCAAAUAAACAACUUGAUGUUAACACAGUGGUUUUACUUUCCUUCCGUUUUAGAUAUUUUUCUUUUAUUGCUAUUUUGUUCUGGGAAAGGAGACAUUAAAUGUAAUUAUUUCGAGUUACCAUCAAAACCUUUUGUGUUCUUGGUAGGACUGAGUUGUAAAAGAACACAUUUGUGAUUGAACAUAGGUUUUCAUGCUGUGUUUACAAUAAACACGGUACAAAAUACUUAAAAUCAUAUGCAGACAAGCACAUAAAUGUACAGGCAGUUAAUCUUUUAAUGUUCGUACAUAGUGUAAUUAAAAAGUUAUCCAUCCCUCUGA
Dicentrarchus labrax (European seabass) is the source of this 1603-nucleotide messenger RNA. It is a transcript of the gene snrnp35, whose product is annotated as small nuclear ribonucleoprotein 35 (U11/U12). Bases 191 to 877 code for a protein of 228 amino acids. Gene Ontology annotation, biological process: mRNA splicing, via spliceosome. Gene Ontology annotation, cellular component: precatalytic spliceosome; U12-type spliceosomal complex. The transcript is spliced from 2 exons. The record is from RefSeq and is a predicted model, not a curated record. Lineage: Eukaryota; Metazoa; Chordata; Actinopteri; Moronidae. Gene Ontology annotation, molecular function: snRNA binding; mRNA binding.